CGGCACUCCAGUCGCCGAAGCUCUGGAAACUUUGCCGCCUCCCUCCCCCCUCGCCGGGGAUGUGUGCGAGCUCUGUUUGUUUUCGCUUUUGUAAAACCUGAGCGUUAUGAUUUGUCCCCCGUUCCCUUAAUAAAGAAACGACAAAAGAGCGUUUGCAGCGGGGGCUGGGCCGCCCGGUCUGGGGGGAGAGGCGCCACACCCCCUGAGAAUAAAGCCCGCGCGGCGCUCUCUGAGAACCACGCACGAAUGAACGAAGCACACAAAGAAUACAUUGGGCGACGGAACGGCGCCCUGCAGGAAGAAAGUGCCCGCACUCGGAGCGGGAGCGCGACUUUUGGCGCUCUUUGGGAGCGGCGGGAAGGAGGCCGAGGACAGGCACCGGUGGGCGCGGGAGCGGGGGCCGCCCGCCGCCCGACUCCCGCCCGGUCCGCAGCGGCCAGCGGGGGCCAGGAGCUGCGCGCGCCGAGCCAGGUUUCUGAAAAGUGCCUUUUCUGAACACUGCUGCUUCGAUUCUACUCUAGAGCUGUCUCUUUAUAAACCCCUCUCCCUCCCCAGCCCCCAAACCUGGUGUGCUUGCAGUUCAGUCUCAGCAACUGGUCCAUUCUUUUUUCCCCUUCAAUUCCCAGUUUUCUUAGUCUUUUUCCUUCCUCCUGAUUUUGCAGCAAAAUUUAUUUUUACAGUUGUAACAUCCUUACCAAUCUUAGUCAUUAAAUCCAAGAAAUAGGGAGAAAAACAUUUCUCCCCUUGAUCUGAGACCAUUCCACAAAUUGAAGGGCAACCAGCAGCACAUGCUUUUUGCAAGAAUAAUUGAAAACAUCAACUGGAGAGCACAGAAUUCUUUUGAAAGCCUGCCAGUUAUUUGAAGUAACUUCAGCAGAGGAACAAAUUAAACACUCAAUAUCUUAACCUAUCUGGUUGCCUUCUUAGGAGUUGGUCUCUAAUUUAAUUUUUAGCUAUUCUGAUACAAUUUUUACUUUGUGAUUGGCUCUGUUUGACCAGACCAAAUUUUGGCUGAAACGAAAACCUAAGUGCUAACAAAGAAGCAUUUCACGAAAGCAACUUUAUCUCUUCACAUAUAGCUUGAAUUCACUUUUAACCAUUUAACAGCAGCAAAACUAUCCUAGAGAGGGUGUACUUGAUUCUAACUUUGCUUUCAAUAUGGCGGCUGUCAAUGUCACCCUGGUUCGUGACACCAAGUGGCUGACUUUAGAAGUCUGCAGAGAAUUUCAGAGAGGGACCUGCUCUCGAGCUGAUGCAGAUUGCAAGUUUGCCCAUCCGCCAAGAGUCUGCCACGUGGAAAAUGGCCGUGUGGUGGCGUGUUUUGAUUCUUUAAAGGGUCGGUGCGCUAGGGAGAACUGCAAGUACCUUCACCCUCCUCCACACUUAAAAACUCAGCUGGAAAUUAAUGGACGCAACAAUCUGAUCCAACAAAAGACUGCCGCAGCCAUGUUCGCCCAGCAAAUGCAGUUUAUGGUCCAGAAUGCUCAUAUGUCAUCGCUUACUUCUUUUCCUGUGAAUCCGUCACUUGCAGCUAAUCCUGCAAUGGCUUUCAAUCCUUACUUACCUCAUCCUGGGAUGGGCCUGGUUCCCGCUGAACUUGUACCGAAUGCACCUGUUCUGAUUCCUGGAAACCCGCCUCUCGCAUUGCCAGCAGCUGCUGGUCCCAAACUGAUGCGUUCGGAUAAACUGGAGGUUUGCCGAGAAUUCCAGCGUGGAAAUUGUACCCGUGGGGAAAACGAUUGUCGCUAUGCUCACCCCACGGAUGUUUCCAUGAUCGAGGCAAGUGAUAAUACCGUGACAAUCUGCAUGGAUUACAUCAAGGGGCGAUGCACCCGGGAGAAAUGCCGGUACUUUCAUCCUCCUGCACACUUGCAAGCCAAACUCAGGGCAGCUCAUCACCAGAUGAACCAUUCAGCUUCCGCCACUGUGGCCCUCCAGCCUGGUAUGCUUCAGCUGAGACCAAAGAGAUCAGCACUUGAAAAGACCAAUGGUGCCACUCCGGUCUUUAACCCCAGCGUUUUCCACUGCCAGCAGGCUCUGGCUAACCUGCAGCUCCCGCAGCCAGCAUUUAUCCCUGCAGUGCCCAUGAUGCACGGCGCAGCUCCCACCACUGUGUCUGCAGCACCAACACCUGCCACCAGCGUCCCCUUCGCUGCAACAGCUACAGGCAAUCAGUUGAAAUUCUGAACAACAGAGUUACAGAGUAUCAAGAUCUCUCCGUGAGAACCUCCAUAUGGCCUUUCCGUAUAUAUUCUCAUAGGUCCUCUUCUACCAAUGCUACAAUAAGUGUGAUGCGGUCGAUAUAUUAAACCAAACGCAUAUACCAACCAACAGAUUCAAACAAAACCAAUAAAGCAUUAAACAGUCAGUGGAGAUGUUAAAACAAAACACACAUAGAAAAUGAAUAACUAACAUUUAUCUUAUUUGAAUUAGUAGGUAGAACACGACCAUAAAGUUUUGUAGUUUGUUACAUUAUUCUUUGUGAUUUUCCAAUAACCAUUAUGCUAAGUGAAUCUCCACAGUGGACUGUUGGCUUACUGUGCAUUCUUGGUGGGUAAAUGUUCGUCUGUUUCAAAGUGUUACCUUACUGUUUUGUUUACACAAUAUAGUCUAUUGGGUUGAUUUAGAAUGUAACAAAUGUAUCCAGUACCAUUUUCCUCACUAUUGUAUUGUGGUGUGGUGUGUUGUGUUAGAUUUUGACAUACUAUAGUGUUUUCCUCUAGAUGAGUGGUGUUUGAUUUCAACUAGAAUAUUACUAAUGGGAAACAGAAAUAUCUGUGUUUGAAAAACAUAACAGAUUAAUGUUAACAUGCUUUCUCUCUCUUUAGAACAUUUCUGUAGGUUUCUUGGGGCUGACAUUCAUUAUAAACAUGCAUGUGUAUAAUUUGUACCUGUGGAUCUGACCUUGCAUAAUACAAUCACAUGACUAGGUUUUUUUGAGGGGAGAGAGAAAUAAUUACCUGCAAAAAACAGGGAACUUCUGAACAUAUGAACUCCUAAUCUCACUGCUCAAAAAGCUUGCAAAAUUACAAUUUACCUUUAAAGGUAAAUUUCUCAGCAUUUAUGUGAAGAGCCCAUUACAUUUCUUGUGGUUCAAGGAUCCUAUCUCCUAGGCUGAGCAUCUAAAGCUGAGCCAUUUGUCAACUCCAGCUGAAGAUUAGUACUUGGAGGCUUAAAAGUAUGCUAAUUGUAGGUUAUAAAUUAAACAGGGAGGUGAGGGCGUGGAGAUAGUUUUUCCGUUUUAGAGGAUAGUGUGUGAGGCAAUCUUGCAAAAGUCAGGGUGAAAGAAAAGUGGUUCUGAGUGAGGCCUUUCCUCCCCAAAUGGAUAGCCUUCUCCAUUGAUCACAGCUGGAGCAUGAGUAUAGGUUUGGAGAAACCGUGGGGGGUGAGGAGGAGGGUAGGAAGACAUUUCAAGUGCGUCUUUGAUUUGCUUAAAACUGCUAGGAAGGCUGUCCACAGUUGUCUUUAGCUUCAGUUCACCCGAAUUUCCAGUUCCGUUGAAUGCUUCAGUGAAGGAGCCAACAUCUGUGUCAAGUUGCCUUUCCCAGACUUUGUUAACAACAGAGUCAUAUCAUAACCAAGCCUUUUUUUGUUUCCUCGUUUAGAUUUGUUUGUUUUUAUAUGUAUUUGAAAACUGUAAUAGGUUCUCAGCACCCUUUAGAUGAGGCAGACCAGCUAUGCUCCAUGGAGCUGAGCUGAAUUCACGUUACUAGUCCUCGUGAAAUAAUUGUAUAACCAAGUAAAACAGUAGUUCGUAUGGUAGGUGACAUACCUCCUCCACUGUACUCAGUUAUUAAAGUUACUAUUGCUAUACAGUGCUGGAACCAUAAGACACUUCACAUCAACCUAGGUUUAAUAUUUUCUACUAAAUAUAUAUUCUUUCACUAGAAGGCAUACAAUCAGCAAACUUAAUGUUAUAGCAGGUUUGUUCUCCUUCAGGAAAAUGACAAGCAAAGAGAAAAUGGGAUUUAGGAUACCUUAAGCUGGUUAGCAGCAUUUGAAUCAUAGAACAAUGGAGUUUGCACAACUUUCUCACAAGGGAUGAAACUGGGGCCCGGGGCACGUGACCUGCCCACGGCUACCUACCUAAUCGGUGGCAGUCAGACCCAGAAAAAUCUCGUGACUUUCGGUUGUUCCUCUGUUUCUCACCGUUUAUGCUUCGGCCCAUUCGCGACUCCCUCCCAAAGCAGAUCCAUUCCGCUCAGAAUACAAAAGAGCAAAAUUAACUGUGCGGGAGUUGAUAUCCUAUUGUUCUUUAUGAUCAAUCCCAAAUCACGAUCAUCAGUAAUUUCUAAAGGGUCUUGCUUGCAUCAAGACCCUGUCAUCUAUUAACAGUAUUGCCUGGAGUUAGAGAACAAGACACGGCCAGACUUUUGCCUGUUGACUCCAUGAGCCACUUAAUUUCUGUUUCCCAAAAUCUUAACGUUGUUAGAGAAGAAAGUAGAGUACACCUUUGUGAAAUAACUUGUGUGUAGAACCCGUGCCGGCAGAGCUAAUCACACAAACCCAGGAAGGAUGCACCUGAGCUAGUCUGGGGUCUUCCUUAAAGGGGCUAGAGAUGUCUUCAGUGCGAAAUCAACUCUUUUGUGUAGUUUGACAUUUUGAUACAACGUAUACUGUCUCAUUUAACCUUUUACACUUCUGACGAAGAUUUACAUAGACAAGCAGCCUAGUGUACGGUGGUUUUUAUGAUGCUGAGAGCACUGGAAGACAUCCAUGAUGACUUAUUUUUCAGUAGGAGGUUCAGUGAAGGAUAUUCAGGGUAGUUGCAGUGUGGGUGCCACAAUAUUUGAUAUGGCUGGCAUUUUAAAAGUUACUUUCUAAGUGAAUUUAGAAGAAAGACAAUUCAAAGCACUCAAGUUUUGAUCAGAUGCAAAAGAACGUUGACAAAAAUGCAACUGUAAGAUAGCACUCUUUAAACUAGUUGUGCAAUGACUUAUGCUGAUUCUCUUUAUUCAAGAAAAGAAACGAAGAAAGGAGAGUCAUUAGGCUAUAAAUUUCCAGUUAAAAAGCCAAGUCACAAAACUAAUCAGUGACUCUAAACAAUAAUUUACUGGAUGAAUUGUAUAUAUAAAAUUCUAACCACUUGUGAUUCUUAGUUGACUUUUUAUAAGCUUUGUAUUUUACAAGGGCUUCUAUUCUUAUUUAUCCAAAAUUAUUGUUUUUGUCCAUUUCUCUCAGCCUUUUGCAAAAAUAGGCAAGAGUACUGAAACUUGGAUAAAACAGGUCAGGUAUACAGAGAAAAUAAUCUAAAAGUUAUCUGUUAAGAGGGUUUUAGUAGUAUCAAAAAAAAUUUUUUUAAGGCACUAUGUGAACAGAAGUAUAUUUUAAAGAGGGAUUAAGAUGAAAUUAAAACCAAAUGGAUUCAUAAAAUUGCUAUUUAAAUACAGUAUUUACUUUUGCAAUUGGAGCAUGAUUCUCUAACCAGCUGUUGCACUUCAUCUCACUUGACUAGAGUCUUAAUUUGUAGUUCAUUGUCAUGUGAAAAGUCAUCUUCUCCCUCCUCCAUCAACCUUUGCCAUCUGUUUUUGAACAUGCGAAAGCACUUUGAUCUUGCCGUUAAGUGUUGUCCUGCACCGCGGGGCUGUGUUCACUAAGGUUCCGAUUUAUUUUAGUCUGUAGGGUAGGCUGUAAUGCACAGAAUGAUUAGAAACUGGAAUCCUCUUUCUUUUUGUCUCUUCUCCAUUUCUACACACACUGAAAUAGAAGUAGGGAAAUAGGCCCUCCCAGUUGUGUUGAAUAGAUGUAGGAAGAUAGUGGCCUCAUUGUUCAUUUUACCAGUGCCCGUCGAAGGCACCAGAAUGAAUAGUAUCUAAAAGAGUAUCACAACUUUUUUUGCAAACUUAGUUGGUAGCGUCAUCAAACUGUAGAUAAUAAUUGCAGACAUAGUUUCUGAGCACCAAGUCCCUCAUUGGUGCCAGGUUUUCAUUUUUCUGUUUAGUUUUUAAGGUUUUUAUUAUACUACAUUUUUAUAUCUCUAAGUCACUAACGAAUUUAACUUUGCAGGAGAGUUAGAGAAAAGAUUAAGAUUUUACUACAUGUACUCAACCCACCUAGAUAGGUUCUAAACUGACACCGAAGCAUGACAAGAUAUAGAUUAUAGUCCAUAAAUAUUCUUUACAGUUCACAGUUUAAGAACAAACUUAACUUUAUAUACAAAUAAUAAUUUUUAACUAAUUAUAUUUAGUUGUUGCUUUAGCAACAAAACUACAACAUGGCUACCUUUAGACACGUGUUUUCUUUUGUGUGAUAAUUUUACUCGUUAACUAUACAUGGUUUUUGACAGUAUGAGCAUGUAGAAGGUGCGGCUCAAAACUCAGAGAACAGAUCUGGCUGAAUUUUUCUUUAAUCCCAAAUUGCCAUGCGAAAGCUGAAUUUGUGUCCUUAUAUGACUUUUUGAUCAAAAAGUUUACAACACAUGGAUUCUAGAGUCAGGCUCUUUAGCUUGUAGAAUUUGUUGUGUGGAGAGGGUUAUUCCACAGUAUUUCGACUUCAAAACACGAUUAUUGCAUUUCUCAUCUAUUAUCUGACCUUUUUUUCAUAACAUUACUUAUUCCAAAUUACGCUAUGCAGGAGGCAUAGCUGUCAGUACAGAAAUUCUCUUUUCUUGAUUUAUAUACCCAGCCCAACACAUCCAGAUGAGGAUUAAAGAAUGAUGGACCCGUAUUUUGGAAUGAAUUAGUAUUUGUAAAACCAUGCAUAAAGAUACUGUGGAAUGACCCCUUAACAGUGUUUGAGAGACAUAUGCUGCAGUUAACUGAUGGUCUCAGUUAGGGUGCGACUGUGUGAGACACACCUUUUUUGCACUUAUGUACAUAGUCCAUGAAUGCUAUGCUUGGAACUUUUGUUUUUUAAAUAUAAGAAAUCUGUGAUAAUAGUGAAAAAGUUAGUAAGAUAGAGUUAUUUCUAAGGCCUUGAGAAGGAGGGGGGUUUUGCUAGAAGACUUAAUUAAAGCACGAUGUUGCUUUGCUGUUGGGGAGGCUUUCUGGUUUGCUACAGUUCACCAAAAGAAAAGACUGGUAACAGGUAACAGGUCACCUUCAGCUAACAGCACUGACCAAGAGUGAGAAAGUCCUUUCAUCUUUUACAGUAGCAAGGAUUAUUGGCUUUUUAGAUUAAUCUCCAUUGUAAACACACACACACACACACACACACACACACACAAGACAGGUUUCUGGCAAAGGUUUUUCUUUUUCAAUGGUUGCAAGCAGUGAAGUACCCUGUAGGUUGCAAGAUGGGUAGAUCCAUUUUGAUCAACUUAGAUUUCAUCUUUCCCAGAAAAUUACUGAUGGAGAGGUAUCCGUUCCAUCAGUUAAUAUCCACUUAAGUGACAAAGUGUUAACGUUCACCACUACUUCUCCUUUAAAAUCCAGAUCCCAAAACCCAAUUGGCAACCAUCGAAAGACUUCAUUUUAUAGCUAAGUACGGCCAGCACAGGCAUUUCGUUCGCUCCAAAGAAAGAAAAAAAAAAAAAAUGCCCCUCGCACAACUUUAUAAAUGGCUUUAAUCUUACCUUAUACCUGUUCAGUGGAAGCUGUUCUCUGACUUGCCUUUACCAGAUUAGGAAGUGCUUCACGGUGCCAUACAGCCUCCCACUGGUUUAACUAAACAGAAGAGAACCAGCCCAAAUCUCACAUAGGUAGGAGCUGCAAUCAGACCAUCUCGGUCCAUUUUAGCUCCCCGAUCCCCUACCUCCCAUUCCCCCAUCUAACUUUUUGUUGCCUCCAGGCAAUGGGGUUAGAAAGGUGUGAGGAUAGAUCACCAUGGGUAUUUUGGGUCCUUCACAUCCUGGGGUGUGUCGCCCCUGCCUUGGAGAAGGAACCCAUCCUGGGAUCGGGGGGCUGGUAUUAGUAUUGCUACCCAUCUUGCUGGUUCUCCCUUACAGAGGGAGGAAAACAAGCCAAAGCCAGAAAGCAAUCCAAGCCUUACAGUUGUCCAAUAGCUCAGGGCCAGCUGGUUAGAAAUUUCUCUCUUUCCCCCCGCCCCACCCCUUCAGCCCUUAAUCACUUAGAGUCAGCUCUACAACUGACAGCCUGACCAUCUGACCAGCGUUUCCACUGGUACAAAAUGUAAGCAUUCAUGCAUUCUCUAGUUAGGGACUCCAACUUCCACCUCAUCACCAACCUGUUUUCCUAACUUACCCUGCGUUCUUGUGUUGACAUUUCCCGGUGAAGCUAUAAGCAACAAGAAUAUAUUUUCAUAAGGUCAAGAGAAAUAUACAAUUUUAAGUGAAGAAGAAUCAUCUAUAAAAUAGUAAGAAGGAACCUAGAAGCAUCACAAAAGAUAAUUAAUAGAUGGCAUGUUGCCCAUGCUGACCGCCAUUGGGUCACGCUCUUUGGAGCUGAAACACAGCAGCUGUGUUUCAGUGAGUCAGAUUAGAGAAAGAAGCAUAACAAAAUGUGAAGACUUGAGGCCCCAAAGGGACCUCUGCCAUGAAACCCAGGAAAGGGCUUAGUUUGACUAGUUCAUACAGUUUCUAGCCCCUCCACUUGGCCUUGCCUGGGAAAGAACCACCCAUUAAUACUCCAAAGCAGGAUGAUUCCAGAGAAAUUUUAUCUUUAAAUAGAACCCAUCCUCAAUAAUAGUAGACCAAAAAGGGGAAAAAAAAUCUAUCACUCUAAGUCCCAACUAUUUGAAGGUAUUGCAAAAAUUCUCACUAGUCACCUUCUACAUCAUAGGAAUUUUUUUUUAAAAGUACCUCUGUAACAAGACCUAAAUAGAAGUAACCCCACUUUAGGCCAUGCUCUUUUCUCCCAAAACACACAACCUAAAGAUUUAUCUGUCAUAGAAGUGCAUGGUUGCAAAGCUUUAUUCCUGUAUGCAGAUGCUAUCUGUUCAUGACCGAAGCCAAAUGACUCUGUGGCCAUGUCUUCUGUGUCUAGCAGUUGAGAGAAUGAUGCGACCGCCCUAUUGCUGGGCUCUGGGGUUGCCCUUUUCGAAAUAACUUUCCUUUUAUUAUUGUUGUUGCUGCUUUCGUUGUUAGCAAAUGAACCAUUUGUUAUCAUACCCCCAAAUUACAAUCGUUUAAAUUUUAAGAAAAGAUGUUCCUAAAUGCACUUUUUUUUUUUUAAGGGCUAACUGUGCGUUUAUAUAACAACAAUCCAGUAUAAUGUAGAAAAUGAAGCACAAAUUUGGGACAAAAGAAUGUCAAUUUAAAAAUACCUGUAGAUAAGAAAAUUAUUAGCCAUGUGCAACAAUUAUAGAUUUAAAUAAUGACCAUGAUAUUUCACAGAUGAAAACUCAUAUUUUGCCUCCAAAAUGCCAUAGUUCAUUCCCUCAACUGCUAUCAAUAGGGUAGAUGCUUUGAUUUUUUUUUUCCAUUUUCCCCCCCAAGUUAUAGUGCUGUACUGCUUGUUUAUGUUUAGAAGUGUGCAUUAUGUAAGUCAUUUUUGUAUGCUACUUCUGUGUUGUUUAUUUUUUGGUUCUUUUAAUAAAAUGCAUAAAUUU
Messenger RNA from Mirounga angustirostris (Northern elephant seal), 9447 nucleotides. RefSeq names its product muscleblind like splicing regulator 3 (gene MBNL3). The coding region runs from base 1159 to 2187 and encodes 342 amino acids. Gene Ontology annotation, biological process: regulation of RNA splicing. Gene Ontology annotation, molecular function: metal ion binding; RNA binding. The record is from RefSeq and is a predicted model, not a curated record. NCBI's taxonomy places the organism in Eukaryota, Metazoa, Chordata, Mammalia, Carnivora, Phocidae. Gene Ontology annotation, cellular component: nucleus. The transcript is spliced from 8 exons.